AUGGACGACCUUGCCCACGAGUCCCGUCCUAUCCACUCCCUCAGUCGCAAGCGCAAGGCCGACCAAGACGACCAUAAUGGCCCCCCUUCUCCCUCUGACCCUCCCCCCACCCCCGACGCCAUGCUCAUCGACCCCCAGGCCACCCCCAGGUGUCCUGCAGACGCUGCCACCCCCGGGCCCUCCACCUCCCCGUGGCACAUAGCCCGUUCCACCCAAGGUAUGGCUCCUUCUUGGCCACACCCGCCUUCUCCCUCUUGUGCCCCUUCCGCGUUCAACCCACAACGGAACCGCGAAGGUCAAGCGUCUCCCAAACGCCUCCGCAUAGACAUUCCUUGCACACCACCAGGAUCCCCACGUUCGCGCCGUUUGCGUGGUCCGUCUUCACGUCAUCACCUCGGUCGCCAUCGUCGCGCAGGAGAAACCCGCGACACGGGCAUCGUCUCCGCGACCGAGCCUGGUCCAAGUAGAGGGUCUCUCUUGCGCACCGCUAGUCUUCCUUCUGUGUCUUCCAGUUCGCGUUCCGUUCCCGCCUCUCCCGUCGAGCCGAUAACCAUCUCUCCCCAUAUACCCCCUCACCAACCUCCCAUAAACAGAGAGACAUUGAAGGAACUCGACCUCGAAGCCAUCCUCCGCAAUCCUCAGCUCCGCCAUGACUUGCUGUUCGAUUCUGGACUGCAGUUCCGGCCGACGUCGAGUCGCCGCAAGCGCGAUCUCGCAGACAACUACUGGCUCGCCAUCGUCCGCGAGCUCGAGUGCGGGUGCACCUGCACCACUCUCGAUGCCAACGGUCGACUCACCGAGCGACGCUGUGCGUGCGGCAUCCUCUCGAUGCCCAUCGACCGCCCCCUCCUCGCCUUCUCCCAGGGCAACAUGAUGACCGUCCGCACGCCUUCGCGCAUUCGGCCGCUGUUGAACGAGCUGCUCGAGGUCCUCAUCUCCAUCAUCCAGCCUCCCCAGCCUCCCAGCACGCGGCCGCCGGGGCUCCUCUUCCCACCGCCCCCACAGCACCCGCAGUUCCAGCAGAACGUCGCGCACGUCGCGCUUCUGCGGCAGCUUCUCGACCCUGACCUGAUCCAGCAGGAAAUCGACCACGGGCUGUUCGAUCCCUCCGGCGUCUUUCAGGCGAUCGGGGACAUCAUCCGCUGCCAUUGUGCGCCCAUGCGCGACGCCGCCGUCGACCAAAUGGUCGCCCUCGCGCGCAGUUGCGCCCCUGGGGGGAGCGGGACGAAGCUGGACGCGGUGCGCGCGAUCCGGCUGUGCUUCGAGAUCAUGGAGCUGAUGAAGCUGGACGUGGCCAACCAUCAGCUGCAGACGCUGCGUCCGUACCUGGUCCGGACCGCCGCCCAGUACGAGAUCAGGACGUUCCGGGAGACGCGGCAGAACCGACAGACGACGUCGCUGGGCCUCACGCGCGCGUGGCUCAAGUCGGCGUAUCGGGCGGCCGCGGAGGGCUCUUCGCUGCACUCGCAGAGGUUCUUGAGGCAUUCCCGCCAGACUCGCGUCACGAUCGCGGUCGUGAAAGCCGUGGUCAACCUGAUCUUCGACCCGCCUGCCGUCCCCUCGCCUCUGUCGUCCGCCCCGUCCCCCUCGUCCCCAUCCUCGUCGGCGGCGGCAUCAACGCCGGCUCCCUCAGCAGUGUCGACGCCCACGCUCUCGUCGCCCCCGAUCGCGUCUUCCCGCUCACACAGCAGCUCGAGCUCGUCAUCACAGUUCGCAGGCUACCCCGAGACGUUCUUUCUCGACUACGGCCGCCUCGCGACGCUGAGCACAGAUGCGGCCGACUUCACCGCGCUCUACAUGCUGCUCAUGCUCUACCGCCAGCUCGUGCACUCGCACGCGCACCGACAGUCGCGCGGUGGCGCGCGCGCGCAGGUGACGAACGACGAGCUGCUCAGGCUCAAGAAGGAGAUCUGGGAGAUCGGCCCGUCCCACCUCGGUCUGUGCUACAUGCAAAACCGCCCGCGGCCGAGCUCCAGCAGCAGCAGCUCCCGCGGUUCGUCUUCGUCCUCGUCGAGCAAACACGAGCGUGGCGAGCGCGAUCGAGAGGCGGAGCUGAAGAAGUGGCGUGCGGACAUCGGCGACGUCGUGCUCCAGGUGACGAUGCGCGCGACGGAGCCGCGGCCGCUGCAACAAAAUCUGGGGGGCGAGCCUCCGGCGAGAAGCGCGGAGGCGCUGCGCGCGCCCGACGCGUCCGUGCUGAGCUUGGCGAACAGCUGGGCGGAGAGCAACCUCCGUGCGGGGUCGCCGCUCAGCACGCUCAUGAAGAAGCGGAUACGGGAGUGCGUCGAGGAGGCCGUGCUCGACAUCGUCCUCUCGCCGCCCUCCUCGUCGCCGGCAUCAUCAGAGCCCGACGAGCCCAGCGAAAACGACGCGCAGAGCUCGUCGAGCGGACUCGAGCCGCUCAUGCCGGAGAUCAGGCACUUGGCGGAACGCGCGGCGAAGCUGGUGUCGAUCCACACGAACGUGUAUGGCUCGCUGUACGCGCACCCGGCUUUCCUCGGGCUCGACGCGUCCGAGUCCGAGUCCGAACCGUGCCCCUCGCCCGCGCCCGCACUCCUCUCCGCGACACCCGCGCCCGCGCCCGCGUCCAUGUCAUAG
Dichomitus squalens LYAD-421 SS1 is the source of this 2598-nucleotide messenger RNA. Its product is annotated as Tcp11-domain-containing protein. The coding region runs from base 1 to 2598 and encodes 865 amino acids. The record is from RefSeq and is a predicted model, not a curated record. NCBI's taxonomy places the organism in Eukaryota, Fungi, Basidiomycota, Agaricomycetes, Polyporales, Polyporaceae. The transcript has 3 exons.